Nelumbo nucifera (sacred lotus) is the source of this 1832-nucleotide messenger RNA. The record is from RefSeq and is a predicted model, not a curated record. Lineage: Eukaryota; Viridiplantae; Streptophyta; Magnoliopsida; Proteales; Nelumbonaceae.
CUUAUACUUUUCCAUCCCUCUCUGUCCACCAACACCUCUCUCUCUCUAUCUCUCUUGAAGAACCCUAGAAUUUUUCCUGUUUUCUAGCGUUUUUUUUUUUCGAAAAUUUUGAUUUAGGGUUUCGUUUCAGACGGAAGGAGAAGGGAAGAAGAUCAAGGCACUGGUGUAUUUAUGCUAUGGCAAAUUCUAAAGCUCCAAAUUUAAGAAGUUUAACAAACACGGGGAAACAGUCAUUACUACCCCCCAAAAGUCCCUUUCCCAGCAUUUCUCCAACCUACGCUGAUUAUGUCUCUUCUCCUGCAAUGAGAUCAAAAGGUAUUCCAAAGCCAAGAGAGGGGCAUAAGCUCCACCAACGAACUUCAUCUGAGAGCCUUCUCAUAGAGGAACAACCUUCAUGGCUUGAGGAACUCCUUAAUGAACCAGAGACACCUGUGCGGAGAGGAGGUCAUCGACGCUCAUCAAGUGACUCUUUUGCAUACUUGGAUGUAACUGAUGCUUCUAACAUAGAAAAUUUAGUUCAAGAAUACAAAUUUAAAAAUGUUAAUGCCAUACCUUCAUGGGGAUCUCAAGAUUUUGAUCGUUACAAAGAUGUGCGACAUGCUUCUUUCUAUGUGGAGCCAAAUUCUUUUGGAAGACAGCAGAACAGGGCAUGGGAAUCAUCCUUGAAUCCUAUGACUCACCCUAGUAGUUUUCCAUCUGCAAGGGAUAAUGUUAGACUUCAAAAUGCAGGAUCUUUGUGUGCUCCACAGGAACCAGAUGGUGUGCCAUCUACAGCCACUGAAAAGCAAGAUCAGGAGGAGUCUGGUCCACCGGAUCUAAGAAUCUCUUCUGAAAGAAGGGAUGUUUCUUACACUAAGCAUUCUGCAUCAGAAACAGAUCCAAAACGUGCUAAACAGCAAUUUGCUCAACGGUCACGGGUCCGAAAACUUCAGUACAUAGCCGAACUUGAAAGGAAUGUCCAAGCUUUACAGGCAGAAGGGUCUGAAGUUUCAGCUGAGAUCGAAUUUCUUGACCGGCAGAAUCUUAUACUGAGCAUGGAGAACAAAGCCCUGAAACAACGGCUAGAGAGUUUGGCACAGGAACAACUCAUCAAGUACUUAGAGCAGGAGAUGCUGGAGAGGGAGAUCGCAAGGCUUCGAACCUUGUAUCAGCAACAGCAACUGCAACCGCAGCAGCCACCUUCUACUCAUCGUCGUGCCAACAGCCGAGACCUGGAUUCCCAAUUUGCAAACCUGUCCCUAAAACACAAGGAUGCUAGUUCUGGUCGGGAUCCAGUCAGUGGGUCACUUCGCAUUUAAGAUGAAAGAACUGUGCUAUUUUGCACCUAAUCCUCUAUAAUGUUGAUUGAAAGCAUGCUUUCAUGAAUGGGGCCAAGCAUGGUCUUGAGAUUCUUGGCAUCCAACGUUACCACGCCCUCACCCAUUCACCCAAUCAUGUUUUGAUAAUUUCCAUGCGCACCUGGUGGUCGUUGCCUGAAAAUCUUGACUUUCUGGUAGGCGAUUCAUCGGAGGUGAUAACAGCUUUGAUGUUUCCUUGCCUUAUUGUAUGCUUACAAGUGAUUCUAAUUUUAAAGUUUUAUAACACCCAUUUUUCUUUCUGUCCCUACAACUUUAUGAUGCCCUGCGAUUCCAUCCCAGUGUAUCUUAGAAUCUGUGUGCGUUUUAACAGAUUGUCAUGUUAGAGAUGUAAAUAGGAGGAAAGGAAAAGCUAACAUAUCAUGUUAAGUUGCAGUAUUGUAUUUUGCUUCAGGCUCUAGCCUUCGGCUUUGGUGCCUGCUGUGAUGGUUCUCUCAGCCGCAUGAAAUGGUAGAUCUGGAUUGCUUAUUUUCUCCA